Molecule: messenger RNA, 453 nt
Organism: Plasmopara halstedii
Lineage: Eukaryota; Oomycota; Peronosporomycetes; Peronosporales; Peronosporaceae
Exons: 2
Coding region: 1-453 (150 amino acids)
Source: RefSeq, a predicted model, not a curated record
AUGGGAGAUGGAGCAACCAUGGCUUCUCAGCUCGAUAAUUUCAGCGAACUGGUAGUUGCGAUGGAGGGUGUUGGGGAUGUUACUAGUCUGCCGAGCAGUCAUGCGAUGAUUGUUGAGAACUCUAAGGAAAUUUCACUUGACGAAGUGGAGGAAAAGCUCUUAAAAGAGCACGAAAAGAUCGAAAAUGCAGGAAAAUUGGAGGAAAGCGCUUUCAAGGUGCGAAUUUGUGGUCGUGGUGGUCGAAAGAAUAAACAAGGUGGCGGUGGUCGCCAAGAUCAGCAUAUUCUACAAGACAUGAGACAAGGUAACCUUGGACAGCUACUAUCAGCUCGAGGUUUCACCGGGCGUUGCCAUGGCUGCACAAAGAUUGAUCAUAAGAAGGUGGACUGUCCACCAAGUGCACGCAGUUGUAAGGAACUGUUUAUGGCAGAUAUGGAUGAAAUAUCAGACUGA